UGUCAUCCCUAAUUAGAAUAUUUCUAUUUUUGCCAAAAGCAUAAUUGGUUUUAAAAAAUAAAUGUUUUUAUUGGCCCAAUAAUUGGCCAACACAUAAUUUGUUAGAACAGCUGUGUGUCAAGAGGAGCAUUCCUCUUUCAAACAACAAUCAUUUUACAGAAAAACCACACAAUGAAAAGAUACAAGCAAAAAUUGCGAGAAGUGUGGCUACAAAUGCCAGAAUUUCGACCAUGGCUACGUCGAGAUCCCGAAGAUUCAUACAGAGCUCGGUGCCGCAUGUGCAAAUGUGGCGUUAAUACAAAGAUUUGUGACUUGCGCGCUCAUGCAAUGACCAAGAAACACAUGAAGAGAAGUAACGCAGUUGAAAUCAAAAGAAACGACUCGAGCAACGACGAAGACGAGAUGUCAUUUGAUCGCAGUCCUGACUACAAACCCAAAGCUUCGACAUCGAAACGUGUCAACAAAAACAACAGCUAUGAAAGUCGAACCAAAUCAAAUCCAAUUAAAACGGAAACAAGAGGUAACAGUGGUCCCGAUUAUGAAGCGAUUAUUGAAAGUCUGGCACUGUACGAGCCGGAGCAAGCGCUGUUCUCUAAUGAAUCCACCACACAAUCUAGUCAUCCUAUUGACAAGGAGCUGAAUGGCACUAAUAAUAACAUCGAUGAGGAAAUGAUUACAAAUGCUGUGACCGUUGCGGUGAAGAACAUGAAAGAUUCGGCACAAAUAUUUGGGGAUUUUGUUGCUGAUCGUUUGCGACAAUUGACAGAGCAAACAUCCGAGUAUGCAAAGGAUAAGAUAAUGCAAGUUAUUUUAGAAGCUGCUGCGUUAGACAGAACGCAUGUGAAAUGCAGCGAAGAAUCAUAAUAUAUAUGUAUGUACAUAUAUUGUAGUAAUGUUAAGUCGAAAUAAAUCCCACAUCAGCCUUAAGUACAAAGAAUACA
This is a messenger RNA of Drosophila sulfurigaster albostrigata, 941 nucleotides long. RefSeq lists its product as uncharacterized. The transcript is spliced from 2 exons. NCBI's taxonomy places the organism in Eukaryota, Metazoa, Arthropoda, Insecta, Diptera, Drosophilidae. Bases 172 to 864 code for a protein of 230 amino acids. The record is from RefSeq and is a predicted model, not a curated record.